Molecule: messenger RNA, 2670 nt
Organism: Symbiodinium natans
Lineage: Eukaryota; Dinophyceae; Suessiales; Symbiodiniaceae
Source: the annotation of a GenBank genome assembly
AUGCGUUGCUGCAACCGCUCCUGUUCGACUGCAGCUUUGUCGCACGCAGCCUUUGACACUUUUCGCGGCACUGGCUCAAGUCGGCCUACCUGCAGUGAAACAGCUGCGGAUAGAAUGGGCGUGUGCGGUGGGAAAACAGCCAAGCGCCAGGAGAGCCGAGAGCUCCGCUUCACUGAUGGCUUUCAUUACAGCCCUCUGGACUCCAACGACUUCGAUUCUCAGCUCUCGAGCAGCGCAGAAUCUUUAGACAUUCUGCAGUUCGCAGCUCCAAUCUUUGUUGCUGAAGAGGGUGAGGCCUUCAGUGUCAAGGUCAUGCGUCUGGGGUCGCUGGCUGGACGCGUCAGCUGCUACUUCCAAACAGAAGCGAGCUCUGCCAAAGCGGGAAUGCGUUUUGUCCACGCGGAGGGUGAGGUCGUCUUCGAGGAUGGCCAGUUUCAGCAGAGCGUUGACAUCGAGAUUUUGGAUUCGCCGACCUGGUCUGCAACCCUCGAGUUCAAGGUCGUGCUGACGGCCCCAAUGGGCUGCUCUUUGGGCAAGUACCUGAAGGUCUGCCGUGUCAAAGUCUUGGACAGGGAUAGCUUUCCAAGCAGCUCGUAUGCCGAGACUGCAGCUUUGGGGCCCGAGGCCAUUGAGGCCAUCAACCCCGCCCCGCUCUUUUUGGAGUUUUGCCAGCUGAUGCUUCGCGUGCCUGGGAACGGCUGGCGAUUUGCCGUGAUCUUGCUCUUUGACCAGUUCAAGAACGCAUAUGUUUGGUUCAUGCUUGUGUCUUCCGUGUACAUGGUCAAUGUGAUCUUUGGUGACCACUCGGACGAGCUGUUCAUCCCGCAAAAUCCCGAGAAAACCGCGCAGUUGCUGGGAUUGAUGUAUAUUGGCCUUCCCCUGAUCUUGCACAUGUGGAGGGAGGCCAAAACGAGGAUGGACAUCGAAGGCCGCUGCAGCUUCUUCUUGCAGACUAGCUUGAUGAGGAAGUACAUGAACUUCAGCGAUGAUUCCCGAGCUGCGGUCACGCAGCACGAGGUCCAAAAGAUCGUGAACAAAGAUGCCGUAGAGCUGGCGUCGAGCCUCAAUGACGUGUCUUCUUUGUUAGAGACGCUGGGAAAGCUGGUCAUGCUCAACUACUUUGCCGUCUCAAGCGACCCAGGCAUGCUCUGGGCUGUAAUCACAAUGCCGGUGGUAAUGACCUUCUGGGUGCUCCUACGCCAAGUGUGGUUGAGAAAGCCUGAGAAAGACGAUGCAUACAAGAAGGAGGUUUCUGAACUUGUGAGUGCAAUCAGUGAGUUCUACCCGCUCAUUGCCGGCUACUUCCAGCGCCCCGCCAUGAACGAGAGGUUUGCCGCUCGCGUCACCAAGCUCUCCGAGGUACAGGAACCUUUGGGGAUCUACGACAUGCGCAGCGAGUUCUUCUUCACCUGGCUGGGGCCUUUCUUCUCUGGCUUCUACCUGUGCUUCUACUCACCCCAAGUCAUUUCCGGCUCCCUUUCGCUGGGAACGUUCUUGGCGACGAUCUCCGUAUUCAAAGAGGUCAGCUCAAACUUCGCGGAUGGGUUUGCAAUGAUGAAGAGUGUGAUCGCCAAGUUCGAGCCUUUGCUCGAAGUGACUGUGUUUUUGAACCGGCCGACCGAUGUUGGAGACUUGAAAGAGUUGGUGAACGGACGCAUUUUGGAGACAGGUGAGCAGCGGAAGAAGCUGAUGCACCUAUCAAUACCAAGCAAUGUCGGCAUGGUGCGCACUGACAUGAUUCCGAUACGCUUGGACAACCUGGCUUUCAAGUUGCCAUCCAUGCACAACGAUCUGUUCCACGGUGUGAACUUGUCGGUCGAGCAGGGCAAGCUUGUCGCUUUGAUCGGCCAACAUGGCUCCGGCAAGACAAAGCUGAUCAAAAUGCUGGCCAGCGGAAUCCCUCCCACCAGUGGGAAGGUGCUCAUACCUUCACACCUGCGAUGCCUGCUUGUUACCCACCAGGUCUUUUUGAUGUAUGGCUCUCCUUUGCAGAACCUCUUCUUUGGCGACCCCAGUGCUAUCUCGCAUCCAGAGGAGCGACAUCGCCUGAUGUGGAUUCUGGACAAACUUCGGAUGUCUCGAACGCGAGCACUUGCCGAGAGCGAGAUCGAGAUUUUACAGGAGCCGGUCUCGGAAGAGGAGGGCUCGGAGGAUGGCUCCUGCUGUUGCUGCUGUGGGAGCAGUCAGGUGGCAGAGGCAUCCCCGCCCCAUGCUCGAUGGACCCCGCCAGACGGCUCCGCGCGCGCCAAGCGGGUGGCCUCAGCUUUGCAUGGCUGGCAGGAGUCGCUGUCCUUCCAGGAGAAGGCCAAACUGCACAUCGCACGCGCCCUGGUGAUGAACCCUGAGAUUAUGAUUCUGGAGAAGCCGCUGAUGAACUUCGACGAUCGGGAGUCCGAGCUCGUCUUCAGCAUUCUCAGAGAGUUUGUCUCCAAUCGAGGCGUAGCUCUUUCGGCUGAAAACCGAGACCAGCGAAGGCCACGCACUUGCUUCUACAGUGCCGAGCGAGAGGAGGGGCAGCUGGAUAGCCACAUGCCAGACGUCAUUUGGAGGUCUGGGGACGGCACUGUGGUUGCAGAGCUCCCUGUCAUUCCAGUCCCAGAAUCAAAAAAGGGCCGGAAGGCCAAGCCGAUGUCGUCGCCGAAGUCCUCGCUCAGUGACGGGUCCCCGUGA